GAAUAGUCUUCAUCUACAAAUCCAAAUCCAAAUCAACCUGCUCGGCGCUCCUUAAAAAUCGUUAAAACCACCAAAUAAACUGUGUAAAUUGUGGAAAACCCAUUGUGGCUAACAAGUUGAACGUCUACGUCACCUCUUGGCUGCAAAACCUUAUCGGAUACCACAAGACAAAGCCGGGCCUGGGCGCCCACCUAGAGAAGGAGAGGAAGAAGUAGUAGUUACAAUCCUCGAGCAGAGCGGGAUUAGCCGCGAAAUACAAUGACAGAGAAUCAGCUGUAUCCCAUGUCAUCGGAAUUCUUUGACACCGGCUCGAACAGCAGCAACAACACCCUCAAAUACGAUCUGUUCUUGGGCUCCACCGUUGUGGGUGCGGCCCUACCCACGUUGACCAUAAACACGGGCUAUGGCAGCAGCAGCAUCAACAGCAACAAUAAUAAUAAUAACAAUAACAACAACAGCAGUAGUCACAGCAGCAGCAGUAGCAGCAACUGCUCCACCAGCACCACAAAUACCUGUAAUGUAAUGCUAAGUACAACGGCCAUAACAAUACCACGCAGCAGCAACCACAACCAGAACCAUCAUCAUCCGUAUCAGCAGUCGGAUUUGCAAACACCUCGACACCAUCCCAGUCCUCUACACACAUUGCCCAGCAUGACCCACCAGCAACAUCAGCUUCAGCAGCAGCAGCAGCAGCAACAGCAGCAACACCACAACCAACAGCAGCAGCAGCAACAAGAGCAACUGCAACAAUCGCAUUUGGUUGGGGAGCUAUCGGACUUUGGUCUAGAUCCCCUGGAUGCCGCUUCACUCUCACCCACCCUGUUGCAGGAUGUGAGCCUAAGUGCAGCCUCGCCGCUGAACUCCACGCUGUACAAUGGCAACACAAGUGGCGGCAGCAGCAAUGGAAUCGUCGGAAGUAUUGGCUACUUUCCAACCGACAUGUCGCACAGCCUCAGCCUGAAUGUGGUCAGUGAGCAGGUGUUGCUCCAGGAGGCCGUUGCCCAGAAUGAGUUGCUCUACGAGAUGACACCCAACUCGAAUGCCAUGUGGAGCGAUAUUAGCAGUGCCAUUAUCCAUACCAAACACGAGCCAUUCAGCCUGGACGACGACUACAUUUUUCCCAACGAUAAGGCCGAGAUCCAGGCGGCCGUGUCCGAACUAAAUGGCGAUUUCCUGGAUGUCAUCGGAAACAUAGAGGAUUUCUUGCCGCAGACCACAGUCUCUCAAAGUGUCAAUUUGCUGUCGCCGCAGACCCAAGGACAGGAUGCCCUGGUGGCGCCGCCCAUGGAACUUCUACAACAGCAGCAGCAGCAGCACCAGAGUCAGCAGCAGCUGCAGGUCGGCAGUCUGCCGCAAUUGCAAACGCUGCUCACGUUGACCCAACAACAGCAACAGUCGAACAGUUCCUCCACUAGUCCGUAUGAGAUAUACCACAGUACGCCCCAAAAGCCACAGCAGCCACUAUCCGCCAGCUUCUCGCCCGGCAGCCGCUCCCAAUCGCCACUGACUCCACCGCCACCACCGCACGCCAGACCUCAGUACCAGAUGGUAAAGUCACGGAACACAGAGCUGAUCAAGAAGGGCUUUCCCAUGUCCUCGCCGCCAGAGCGCUCGAUCCUAAGUCAAUCUGCUGCAUUGAGUCGGGGAAGCAGUGGUUUUGGCAGCUCGGUUUCCGGCAACAGUACAACUACCAGUAAUCAGACACCCGGAUCGGCCGUGCGCAAAUCCUUUGGCUACCAGAGUGCCGUGGAGAACUCCCAGCUGAGUCGCCUCAGCUCGUCGGCUCCCACGCACCUGGGAUUGGAGCACAUCUGGAUGCGGCGAGAGCGACAGCAUUUACUCUCAACCGGCUCGCUGGCCGAGGCCGAGAGCUUCUCCUCGCUGAGCACGGGCAGCGUCUUGUCCCCGGAUGGCAUCGACUUCUCGCAGGACGAUGAGGAUGACAAUUCGAGCGAGAACAGUGACAACUACGACGACUUCAGCAGCGAUAAUGGCCUAUCUGGUGAUGAAGAUGAGACGCGCACCUCGACACCGAAUCAUUUGUCCAGUAGCAAGGGCAAAGAGCGUUUCUUCUGGCAGUACAAUGUCCAGGCCAAGGGGCAGGGCAAGAGGCUGGUCUUCCAAUCGAAGCUCGAGGCCCAUGUGCUGAACGAGGUGACAGACCCGGUCUUCAGUCCCACGUGCUCCGUGCGAGGCAUCAAGGUGUACAAGCACAGCGGAAAGGCCCGGAAGGGCGAUGGCAACGACUUGACUCCCAAUGCCAGGAAGCUGCACAACAUUGGCAAGGAAUUGGACAAGCUAAGCCGCACCAUCAACGACAUGACCCCAGUUUCCGAGCUGCCCUUCAAUGUGCGCCCAAAGUCGCGCAAGGAGAAGAACAAGCUGGCCUCACGAGCCUGUCGCCUGAAGAAGAAGGCCCAGCACGAGGCCAACAAUAAGCUCUUCGGCCUUGAAAUUGAACACAAGCGCCUCAUGAAUGGCAUAGCCGCUAAACAGGCCCUGGUCGUCAAGCAUCGCACCAAGAAUCUGGGCGAACCAACCGAAGAGGUUGAUCAACAAAUUGCACGCAUUUACGCCACCGCCUCGUCUGGAAUCCGCAUUGCAGGCGGUUCAACGGAUUUCGUGAACAAGGUUCUAGAAAAUAUGCGCGGCGGCAUGCCGAAUGGAGGCCUCGAGGAGCUGCGUAAAUCAUCGUAGACCAAAUACAGAAUAUGUAAAGCUAACGAACCGCCCAUCAAGAUUAGUUUUAACAAUAUAAGAGCUACAUAGGAGCCCCAGCAACAGCGCCAACCAUACCAAUACCACCAACAAGUGAAACCCAUUCUAUGACAGGACUAAAUUGGAUUUGGAUUGGAAUCGUUCUGAAAAGGAACACAUUUUCUUGACACCGGAAAUUUGAGAAAAUCCCUAGUGAACCUCUUCCACCCCUCCUGAAACCCAACGUUCUGUUAAAUUGUUCUGCAUGAGUGAUAUAAUAUCUAUAACCGAGAUAUAACUGUGAUUUAAAGAGCCUGGGCUUUGUAUGUUUUGUAUGGCAGGAAAUAGAAGAAAAUAUUUUUUACUUUUUCGCGACCACACUGCAAACCGGAAAGCCAGAGCCAAACAAACGUAAAAAAAGAGAAACAAAAUUCCUUUUGAAAAUGCAACAUUAACAAAUUGAAAGAAACAAAACAAAAAUCGUAAAGAAAGAGGCAACCAACAAAACAAAAAUGAUGAGAAAUGUGUAAAAAUACAAAAUUUUGUUUAGCUGUUAAGAUUGUUAAGGAGCAACGGAGUGUUAGAUGAGCAAGUGAAUUUUUGUAGGACUUUGCUACCAGUUUUACCUGCUUAACGAAUAAGGGUUUGAAUUCAUUUGAUUCGAUUGGAAAACAUUUAUCUGGAAUGCUAAAAAUCAUUUUAAAUUAAGUUAUAUACAACUGCGAUUUAUCUGGUUAAGUUUUAAAUGCUAUAUUAAUAUAUAUUAUGGUCCUAGGUUGUCGUUUUUAAGUUUUUCAUUUUGUUAAAGAAAGUUUGAUUGUUUCCAAAAAAAGUAAUGUUUUGCGAAACUUUAUUAAUUUACUUAAAUGCUAUAACUAUCUAUACAUACAUGCGUGGUGAUAUAAUUUUAAUUUUUCUUUUAUGCUUUUAUUUCUUGAUGUUAACCGUAGGAUUCAACAACUUGAACUCUAUAACUGAGAAGGAAAUAAUUUUAAGUUUUUCUAUUAUCCAUACGAUUUGCUUAUAUGAGAUACCUUCAAUAUAAAUUAUAAUUUAUUAAUUUGUAGGCACACACAUGAAAAAUUUUCAAGGCUUCAGUUUUACUUUUCAAUUGCGGGCUACUCCAAAAAAAAAAA
This is a messenger RNA of Drosophila suzukii, 3833 nucleotides long. Lineage: Eukaryota; Metazoa; Arthropoda; Insecta; Diptera; Drosophilidae. The record is from RefSeq and is a predicted model, not a curated record.